Messenger RNA from Knipowitschia caucasica, 177 nucleotides. NCBI's taxonomy places the organism in Eukaryota, Metazoa, Chordata, Actinopteri, Gobiiformes, Gobiidae. The record is from the annotation of a GenBank genome assembly.
AUGGAGUGGUUGGGGCCAGCGAGAGUGAACCCCAUUAAUCACCGGGAGCGUGUCAUCUCCGCCCUCACGCUGCCCUUGCUCCGCGUCCCCACUUUCUGCACUAUCCCGGGAGACACCAAAGUAAUUACCGGCACCUUGCGUACCGGAAUGUGGUCAGGUGGUGUUGGGGUUACCUAG